UCCAUACUCAUCAAUUCAUGCAUGCAAUUGUUGGAACCAACAAUUCAAUUUCAUUCAAACUUACUAAAAAUGUACAAACCCUCCUCUUCCGCUUCCUCCUCACCACAGCCCAAGUACAAGGGCGUUCGGAAGCGCAAGUGGGGCAAAUACGUCACCGAGAUACGCCUCCCCAACAGCCGGGAGCGCAUCUGGCUCGGCUCCUACGACACGGCCGAGAAGGCGGCCCGCGCCUUCGACGCCGCCAUCUUCUGCCUCCGUGGCCCCACCGCCAAGCUCAAUUUCCCCGCCGACCCCCCCAACAUCUCCGGCUGGCAGGCCCUCAAUCCGGCCGAGAUACAGGCCGUGGCCCAGCACUACGGCAACACCUACUCCUGCAGCCAGCCUCCUCCGCCGCCGCCGCCGCAGCCGGAGGCUGUGGAAUUAGAUGACACGUCACCCCCGUCGAAUUCUGAGGGGGCCGAGCCGAUGAAUUCUAUCGACUGGUCGUUCCUCGACGCGUUGGACUCGGGGAAUGCAGGCCGUGUCACGGAUUUCGAGCUUUUUCACGAGCCAGGUGACAUAUACAUGCCCCCGAAUCUGCCGGAGAGAGGCGCUGACGACGAAUACGGCUACGAAACGGGAACCGGUGGUAAUGUGUCAUCCUCUUUUCUUUGGAAUUUCUAAUCAGAGAAAAAUCAAGUAAGUAUUUAAACACAAUUCCAACAAUAAGAUGUUUUUCCUUCAACCAAUAAGUCGAGGCGAUAUAUGAGUGUGUAAUUCACAGAAAGUUUAUAAAGAGGGAUUUGGAAAUUAGUAUACUACUCACUUUCCGUUUAUACAUAUAGUAGUAGUAGUAGUAGUACUAUAUAUAUUUUUUUGCCGGGAAGUCAAUUUGGGAUUAGUUUAUGGAGGAAAUGGAUAGAAUAUUAACCAUUUAUGGUUUGUUUAAGGUAGUAAGUAAUCUAUAUUCCCGGAUUGGUAUUGUAAGAUCAUAUACUGUAAUAUAUAUAAAAAUAAAAUUGCUGAUUA
This is a messenger RNA of Salvia splendens (bonfire salvia), 1008 nucleotides long. Its product is annotated as ethylene-responsive transcription factor ERF017. Lineage: Eukaryota; Viridiplantae; Streptophyta; Magnoliopsida; Lamiales; Lamiaceae. Bases 22 to 663 code for a protein of 213 amino acids. The record is from RefSeq and is a predicted model, not a curated record. Gene Ontology annotation, biological process: regulation of DNA-templated transcription. Gene Ontology annotation, molecular function: DNA binding; DNA-binding transcription factor activity. The transcript has a single exon.